Molecule: messenger RNA, 4904 nt
Organism: Talpa occidentalis (Iberian mole)
Lineage: Eukaryota; Metazoa; Chordata; Mammalia; Eulipotyphla; Talpidae
Gene: GGA3
Product: golgi associated, gamma adaptin ear containing, ARF binding protein 3
Biological process (GO): intracellular protein transport; vesicle-mediated transport
Cellular component (GO): trans-Golgi network
Molecular function (GO): phosphatidylinositol binding; small GTPase binding; ubiquitin binding
Source: RefSeq, a predicted model, not a curated record
AUCACGUCUGCGCAGGCAGAGCUCCCUGCAGCUUCCCCCUGGGAAGGUCUGUCGAGACAAAGCCACCAACCCUUGCAACCGCCAGGAGGACUGGGAGUACAUCAUGGGCUUUUGUGAUCAGAUCAACAAAGAGCUCGAAGGGCCACAGAUCGCUGUCCGCCUGCUGGCCCAUAAGAUCCAGUCUCCUCAGGAAUGGGAGGCGGUCCAGGCCCUGACGGUGCUGGAGGCCUGCAUGAAGAACUGCGGGCGGCGGUUUCACAACGAAGUGGGGAAGUUCCGCUUCUUGAACGAGUUGAUCAAAGUCGUCUCGCCAAAGUACCUGGGGGACAGAGUGUCUGAGAAGGUGAAGACCAAGGUUAUCGAGCUGCUGUACAGCUGGACGCUGGCCCUGCCGGAGGAGUCGAAGAUCAAGGACGCCUACCACAUGCUGAAGAGACAGGGCAUAGUGCACGCCGACCCGCCCAUCCCCGUGGACCGGACACUGAUCCCAUCGCCACCACCGCGCCCCAAAAACCCUGUCUUUGACGAUGAGGAGAAGUCCAAGCUUUUAGCCAAGUUGUUGAAAAGCAAAAACCCAGAUGACCUGCAAGAGGCCAACAAGCUCAUCAAGUCUAUGGUCAAGGAGGACGAGGCGCGGAUCCAGAAGGUGACCAAGCGCCUGCACACCUUGGAGGAGGUGAACAACAACGUCAAGCUGCUCCACGAGAUGCUGCUGCAUUACAGCAGAGAGGAGUCUUCAGAGGCCGACAAAGAGCUCAUGAAGGAGCUGUUUGAUCGCUGCGAGAGCAAGAGGCGGACGCUGUUCAAGCUGGCCAGCGAGACCGAGGACAACGACAGCAGUCUGGGCGACAUCCUGCAGGCCAGCGACAACCUCUCGCGGGUCAUCGGCUCUUACAAGGCCAUCGUGGACGGGCAGGUCGUCAACGGAGAGGUCCCCGCCUCAGCCGGGCCCGAGGCAGAAGGACCCCAGCACCCCGGCAGCCAGGGCGCGCUCAUCGACCUCGCGGAACUGGACACGCCCAGCCACUCCUCCCCGGGGCUGGCCCCCGCGCCCGCCCCCUCGGGCAUCCCUAUCCUGCCCCCGCCCCCCACCUCCGCGCCUCCGCGCAGCCGCUCGUCCAGCCAGACCGAGGCGCCCCCGGGCCCUGCCAGCACUGGCCUCUCCCUGCUGGAUGAAGAGCUGCUGUGCUUGGGCCUCACCGACCCGGCCCCCAGCGCUCCUCCCAGAGAGGCGGCUGCCAACAGCCAGUGGCCCCUGAUGCAGAACGAGCAGUCGGACCUGGACUUCUUCAGCCCUAAGCCCGGGACUGCUGCCCGUAGCCCCUCGGACAGGCCUCUCCUCCAGCCCGCGGCCCCCUCAGGCAACAGCCAAGCUCCACUGCCGCCCCCCUUCCCAGCACCUGCACUCCCCGCCGGCCUUCCUGCCCCCAGCGCUGGCGCCUACUUGUUCCCUACGGGACUGGCCCCGGCCCCCAAGGCUGACCCCACAGCCCCGGGAUGCCACGGCUCCCCUCUGGGCGACAGCAGCCCGCACCAGCUGGAUGCCCUGGACCAGCUCCUGGAAGAGGCCAAAGCGACGUCAGGCUUGGGGAAACCCAGCUCCUCCAGCUUCUUCCCUGGGGCCGCGCCCGUGAGGCCUCGCCUCCCCUUCUCCCCGGGGCCCGAGAGCCCGCUCUUCCAGCCACCCGCCUUCCAGUCCCACGGCAGCCCUGUCAAGGGGCCUGAGCUCUCCCUGGCCAGCGUCCACGUCCCCCUGGAAUCAAUCAAGCCUAGCAGUGCCCUUCCUGUGACAGCCUAUGAUAAAAACGGCUUCCGCAUCCUCUUCCACUUUGCCAAGGAGUGUCCACCCGGACGGCCUGAUGUGCUGGUGGUGGUGGUGUCCAUGCUGAACACGGCUCCCUUGCCCAUCAGGAGCAUCGUGCUACAGGCUGCAGUGCCCAAGUCCAUGAAAGUGAAGCUGCAGCCGCCCUCCGGGACAGAACUGUCUCCAUUUAGCCCCAUCCAGCCACCUGCAGCCAUCACCCAGGUCAUGCUGUUGGCCAAUCCCCUGAAGGAGAAGGCGAGGCUUCGGUAUAAACUGACCUUCACUCUGGGGGAGCAGCUGAGCACGGAGGUGGGCGAGGUGGACCAGUUCCCUCCUGUGGAGCAGUGGGGGAACCUAUGACCUAGAGGAUGCUGUCAUCUCCACUUGGCAGCCAGGACAGGCUGUCCUCAGCCAGAGGGUUCUGGGUCACUCUCCAUGUCCCGACUGCAGUGCUUACAGCUUUGAUGUGGAACAAGGGGCCCUGGGCUUUUCUGCUAAGAGUCAAACCGCUGCUGUGAGAAUCCUCCUUUGGCCCCUAAAAGGACCUGGUUUUCUCUACCUGUGUGACUUGAACUGGCCACGUACCAUCAGGGUGGGGAGUGGCCCCAGCACUACAGUCCCGGGAACAUGGACCCAAGGCUGGAGUCAUUUUUUGCCCUUAUGCUGGAACCCCCUGCCGCCACGAGAGGGGAGAGCGCGCUAAAGAGAGACGUGGGGCCUCUCACAAUCCAUGGGGCACUGCUUUGGAGGCCUCAGCCCCCGUCACGACGCUGCUUCCCCAGCUGGCAGGCUCUGGCUCCUACCUGCAGUGAGGUGGGCACAUGAACCGGUAGGUCCCGGGCAGCAGGAAGGAGUGGUGUGCUGCCGAACCUCCAACCUUGCCGUUCAUGGGCAGCGUCGUCCCGGACCAGCCACUGCAUGAGAAGUUGUGUGCUUGUCCCUGGCAGCGGUGGGCUGUGUCCUGUGGACAUCGCAGUAGGACAUGGGACUUGGCCUAUUAGAAACAGAACUUGGCCUCAUGGCAGCUAAACUGGGGAUAGGGAAAAAAGUGAAGAGAAUCAGUGUUUCCCUUCUCCCAAAGCAGGUAUUCAUCCAGAAGCAGGUACCUCCUGCCAUGGGAACAGGCCAUCCUACUCACUACCUCUUGCUUGGCAUGAAAUAAACUUGUGUCCUGCCCUGCCCUUCCAAGUGUCUGAAGGGGAGUGCAACUCCUGCCACCUCUGUAUGUACAGGCCCCACCCCCACUACUCCCACGGCCUGUGGUGUGGCACACCUACAGAGGGGCUAAGAGGCCUCUGUCAGGCACACCACGCUAACGUCCUUAUCCACUCCCCAGAAACUCCCGGCUGUCCCCACCGCUGAGCGGCACUGUGCGCGAGAUGUUGGGUCUGGGGGUGGUGACAUUGGGGGCUGUGCUUGAUGGAGUCACCAGACCCUAUUGCCUCAACAGUGUCAGCCCCAUAGCUUGUGCCAGCUGCUUGUUCCCUGGAUGCAACUGGGCCAGGGACUCCAGGCAAGAAGAUGCGCAGAGACUGAGGAGUGCAGCAAUCAUGUGCUCCGCCUCACAGGCGGAGAAGCACAGACCCUCACCCUCUGCUGGGAAGUGUGCAUCCAUCCUGCCAGGGUUCCCCACCAUUUCACCCGGCCCCAGGCCCCCCAUCUUUAGCAGGUCUCACUGCUUCACACGGACAGGUCAAAGUGGGUUGAUUUCACUCAUUAAGGAAUCAAUCUAAAAGCUUUCCACAGACUGACUGCUGCAGCCCUGGGAGGCCUGUGGGAUACUAGGUAGAAAUGUUCUUUAUAAUGGGACUUAGACAUUAAAAUUAUUUGAGUACAACUCAAACACUACUGAGGUCACUGCUUCAUGACAAACAGCUGUACUAGAUAUACCAACUGUGCUGCCCUUGUUUUGCUGCAUGUUCAAUAAAACCAUUUUGCCCCUACCUAGAAUCCUUCUGACAGGCACCAUUCACCCCAAUGGGGGAAGGUGCCAGCUAGAACUCCAAAAUACAGAGACUCCUAGGCCUCCUUUUUCAGAGAAAAUAGCCAGAAAGCAGGUUUCCAGAUGAUUCUAAGAUGAAGCCUGAUUUCAGGAGCACAGGUAAACCACUGAGGACUGAAGUAGUCAGUACCCUCCUGCCUAUAACUUCUGGCGGUGGACUUCUCUAAGGAAACAAGGGAACGAAGUCAGUUCCAUGUCACAGAACAUGAAGCAUUUUCUUAAUUUUUCUAUCUCUAAUUGCCUUAUAUUUGCAUAAGAAAACAUUUAUUCUUUUUAAAAAAAUUAUAUACAAAGAUACCAUGUUGGAGCAGCCCUCAGAACACCUCAGGAACCUUCCAGUGAGCCUUCUUUUAUAAUUGCCCGAGCAAGAUUGCGUGCCAGAGCAAGCCUCAGCAUUUCCACUUUGGUGGUUUCUAUGUCGUCGUCCUAAAAGAAAACGAGCAAGCGUGAGGCUUGGCAGGUUGCACUUGGUCUCUAAGGCUCCCGAAGGCUCUAGCUAACCCAAAGGUAGAGGCCACUUAACAUCAGGACUAGCUGCCAGGAAGGCUGCGAGCUGAUGAUGGUAUGCAAGGGACCGCUGUUACUCGUCAAGAGGAAAGAUAAAGAGAGAACAGGACACUAAUAUCCUCUCAUUUUCUCCAAAAAGAAGUCGGUGUGUCACAAUGACAGGUGAAGAGACAACUAACUGGUGCAUGAGUUUAUAAGGAGCCAGUUUCUGGAGAGAAGCCCAGAAGGGGAACAAUUUCUUUCUCUCUAUGGAAUCACCAACCCAGGAAAUAACCUGGAGUCGCUGGACAUCAGGUUCUCCACGCACUGGUCUUCCUGAGGUCAAGUCCUCCAGACACCGCAUCAGCUCAUAGGUUUGCUCUGCUGAGAAUAUCACCUGAGAGAGAGAGACUGGCUUAGCUGCGCCCAGCUAUGGCCUGCACUGGCGUGGACGCGGACAGCCAUAGCCUUCCUCUAGUGCCCUUUGCAUCUGCAACCCAGGAAGGUCAGGCAGAGAGCCCGAUUCUCAUUCCCAGCCCUUCUCAUCAGGGUCCUGGGCUGAAUGUUGUCUGCAGAGAACUACCUCUCUACCAGUGGUUUUUCUUCUGUGGA